AUGCCGUCUGAUGAGUCUACACCAGCUUCCCCUACCCCUAGCUCCACCUCAGAUCACCUUAACCGGCCGACCUCGCACUUCUUCCCUUGGGCCACUUCUCCAGAUGUCAUCCGAGCUCACGAGAAGGACAUCCAAAUCACAGGCACCCUCAACACCCAAGCGCAAUCGAUAAUCCGAGCUCUUCGCGGCGCCAGAUUUACCCAUGCAAACACCGAUACUAUCAAAAACCUGACAGAACUUCUAUACCUGUCGCUCACGACGCUCGUUGGCAAUAGGACGCUCGGCGAAGAGUAUUGUGAUGUUGUGCAGCUGGAAGAUGACACCUUACGGCUUCCGUUGCUGGCUCGACGGGCUGGGUACAUUGUCUGCAGUAUUUUUCUUCCAUGGAUGUUACAGCGGAUUCUCCCCGCGUUUCGGCGCCGGCUACGAGCGAAGCUGGAACGAAGUAUAGCGCGCAAGAAGGCCAAGUCUGUAUAUUUCUCCAAGGAGGAGCAGCAGAAAAAGAAGCAGAACUUGGUUCUGAAGUUCCAGACGUAUAUCUUGGAGCACUUGGAUUCGCUAACAUCACUCUCACCAAUUUAUGCUGUUAAUCUUGCGGCGUUUUACUUCUCCGGCGCAUACUACCAUAUCUCGAAGCGGCUGUGGGGCUUACGAUAUGUGUUCUCCAAACGAAUAGGGGAAUCGGAAGAGAGGAUUGGAUACGAGGUGCUGGGGGUAUUGAUGGUUCUACAGAUCGUCGUGCAGGGAGUUGCGCACGCGAAACACGUUGCCGAGUCGUUUCAGGAAGAUGCUCAAGCAAGCGAAAAAGAAGCGGCUGGGGCAGAUGGCCAGUCCACUACGUCGCUGAAAAGUAUUUACAAUCCGCCGUCUAUCCCUUCGUUAUCACCGAAUAUACCGCGAUACGACCUUGCGCAAGAUUCACCGACGGCUUUAAGUUGGAUACCCGCUGGGCAGCAGAGGAAGUGCACCUUAUGCUUAGAGCCGUUUAAGGAUCCGAGUGUAUCUACCUGUGGACAUGUAUUUUGCUGGGUAUGCAUUCGAGACUGGGUACGAGAAAAGCCGGAGUGUCCACUCUGUCGGCAAGAAGCACUGGAGUCCAAGAUAUUGCCCCUUCGGGGAUGA
Molecule: messenger RNA, 1122 nt
Organism: Ophidiomyces ophidiicola
Lineage: Eukaryota; Fungi; Ascomycota; Eurotiomycetes; Onygenales; Onygenaceae
Gene: PEX10
Product: peroxisome biogenesis factor 10
Exons: 1
Coding region: 1-1122 (373 amino acids)
Biological process (GO): protein import into peroxisome matrix
Cellular component (GO): peroxisomal membrane
Molecular function (GO): zinc ion binding
Source: RefSeq, a predicted model, not a curated record